This is a messenger RNA of Platichthys flesus (European flounder), 2204 nucleotides long. RefSeq names its product histone-lysine N-methyltransferase SETDB1-A-like. Gene Ontology annotation, cellular component: nucleus. NCBI's taxonomy places the organism in Eukaryota, Metazoa, Chordata, Actinopteri, Pleuronectiformes, Pleuronectidae. Bases 92 to 1618 code for a protein of 508 amino acids. The record is from RefSeq and is a predicted model, not a curated record. The transcript is spliced from 9 exons. Gene Ontology annotation, molecular function: histone H3K9 methyltransferase activity. Gene Ontology annotation, biological process: heterochromatin organization; negative regulation of gene expression.
CAGCCAUGAGCCUAUCCCGUUGUGGGUCAGCGCCAGCAUAAGGCGAAGAAGACGCCGCCGUUGACAACACGCGAAGCUUCUUUAUGUGAGAAUGGAGGAGGAUGAGAUGACGUUGAGCAAAGCGGAGCUCCGACAGUGGAUCAGAGCGAAAGUAAAGAAGAGCGGGCUGCUCCCCCCCGAUGUGCUGCAGAAAAUCCACGAGCUGCAGUCGCUGCUGGAGAGGAGACAGGCGAUGGACGCCAAUCUACUGAAGGUCCAAGAGUCUGUGACAUCGUGUGAAGCCAUCGUGAGGAAACAGUACUCGUUGCUGGGAUGGGAGUACAGAGACACAGAUUCUGAUGAUGACGAGAGCCGCGGUGCUGGUAGUGCUGUUACCGGCCCCACUCAUCUGUCACCAAAGCAACUGGGAAGUAAGAAGCGGCAAAGAAGCAGAAAGCGUUUUCAAAUGAUGGAACCAGUUGUGGUCUUGACCAGACUGCCUGAACAUCAGAUACGUGAUCUACGUCCACCAACAACUCCAAUGUCCACCAGUGAUCAUGACAGCUUGGACGAUGCAGAUUCUGAUGACCAUUGGGAACCAGAUAUAGAAUCCAGCGAUUCACAAUGUCCAAGUUAUAGCUCUGGGUCAAAAAAGAGGAGGAAAAUUGAUCACGUGUCUCAGAAAAAACGUGUGACAAGGCAUGAAAGGGACCAAGCUGAAACUAACACUGAUGCCGAUAGCAAUGCAGCAAAGACAUCUGAACCUCAAGCUAAGGAACAGAAGAAUACAGAACAUGAGCAAGAGGAGAAAAACCCAACCAAAGAAUCCUCGCCGCCGGUAAACACCAAAGUGACGGGAGUAAGCUCUGCGUGCGUAGUAACAGCUCGUAGCCAAUCUUCUGAGGACGCCACUAAGAACCCCCCCAGUGUUCCCCAAGCAGAGCUCCGUGUGAACAUGAAAGUCCUGGCGAGGAGGAGGACUAUGAUCUGGCAAGCUGGCAAACUCGCGGAAAUAAUAACAAAGGAAGAUGGGAGGGUGAAGUACAAGGUUAACUUUGAAGAGAAGGGGAAGAUCCUGGUGUCUGCUCACCACAUCGCCUCGGAACAAGUGCCCAGCAUUGAGCAGCUGAUUGUCGGCUCUCGUGUGGUCGUCAAGAGUAAAGUUGGCCAGAACUACUUCCCGGGAAUCCUGGCAGAGCUGCCAAGCAGGAAAAACAAAAUGAGGUUCCUGGUCUUUAUUGACGACCACACUCCGCUCUACGUUCCCUUACAUGGUAUUCGCCUAGUGUACCGACCAUUGAUCUACCCUCUGGACGAUAUUCCAGACAAGGCCCACAAGAAUUUCGUGGCGGGCUAUUUGAAAAGCUGGCCCAACCCGCUGCUGACCCACUAUCCGCAGGGAGAUAUCAUCGAAGCGGAACACAACGGAGCCCAGAAGACGUGUGAGGUGGUGACGGUCGACAGCAGCUUGAUCCAGGUCCUUUUUAAGGAAGAUCAACACAAGCAGUGGUUCUACCGAGGCUCCAUGCACUUGAAACACAUGAUUAAUAUGAGGAGGCAGUUGGAGUUGGAAAAGGUUACCAGUAAGCAAUCGACCUCAUCUGGCCAUAAAUUAACUUCUUCUUCUAAAACAAACUAGGCCGUAUUGGUCUCACGUGCUAAAGGUUUCUCACUGUCUGUAAUGGACGGAAACUGUCAAACAUGAAGUAUUAUUGUAUUUAAAUUGUGUUUUAUUGUGUGUGUUUGUGCCUUUAAUAAAAACGAAUUGUUGCAUUUUAUUUAAGUUAAUUAUAUUGUUUUAAUGUUAUGAGGAACGCAGCGGCUGUUUUACAAUGUACAUAAAAACUGUGGAAGCUUCUUUUCACACAGCUAUCAAUUUAACAUUGUGACCUGCUAAGUGAAAAAUGAUCUGCCAAAAUGUUGAGUUUCUUGUUUAUAAAGUAUUGAUAUACUAACUUUUUACAGACAAGCAAAAUUCUAGACAGCUAAGUGGAAAAGUUGAUCUAAACUUUGCAUCACGUAAAAAGUGUUGACAGAUCCUCCACUGUGUUUACAGUUGUUUUUUACUCUUUAUUUAAAUCUGCAUUGACUGUAUUUUUAUAUUUAUGUUUGAUUUGUUAUGAAAUCUUCAAACUGAGUUUCUUUCCUAUUGUUUUCCUUAUUUCAACUUGAAUCUCCACUGUAACGGUUGUGAAAUGUGCCAAAUAAACAGAGUAUUAUUAUUA